UUUUUUUAUUUUCAAUAUGAGUGUCGCAACAGAAGGUGUAGAAGAAAUGUUAUUUGAAGGGGCUCAAGAAACAAGGCAAGCCUCCAAAAUUAUUCGGAUCUGCGCAAAAAUUGAUGAAUUAUUGGAGCAAGUGCAAAAAGAUGAUGUCGUUGAGAUCAACCUUCCUGAUGAACUAGGUAUGAACGAAGCUGAUGCACAUGUACUUGAAGCGAUACACUCGAUAUAUAUCGCUGACAGAAUCGGAAAUAAGUUACUUUUUAAAUACGAUGGGGUAGUAAAAAAACUAUUUAUCGCAGAAAGCAAUAUAACGUGUUGUGUUGGACGUACAGAACUUCAACCUGACGUUGGUAUUUGGAUUAUACCACCAACCCAGGCGCAAUGCAUAAAUCCAAUUGUUAAUCGAUGUCCACCUCCGGAUGUGUGGAUUGAGGUAUUUUUUGAUAGGGACCCAGAUCGGAGCAACGCGAUAAAUAGAAUUAAUCAUUGUAAGCGAUUCCGGAAUGGGAUUGAAUAUGUCGGAAUUGCUAUACCUGAAACCACUCGUCAGAACUCAAACCCUGCGCAAGCUUCAACUGCUGUAGUUCGACAAAACAACCGACCUAACCAACCUCCAUGUGGUAUUUAUUGGGAAAUCCACCAGUUUAUUUACAUAUACCUGGAACAACCAUCUUGUCCUUACGUGUGGUUGGACACUUGAUUUUAAUAUUGUGCUUAAUGUAAUUCCUUAAUGAUAGAUACUAUCUAAAACUUUUGCAUAUUAUCAUCUAUCUAAUCUAUCUAAUUAAAAAAAAUUGUCAUAUUUAGAUUACCCUGUAUAAAUAAUUUGAAUUGUGUAACAUUGAAAAGUGUGCGUUCGAUCUAUUUCGUAAUUAUCAUAUCAUAAUUAUAUCAUAAUUAACUGACUACGAUAACAAAUCUUUAAACUAAUACAUUUACAGUUAAUUAAAAUUUUAACU
Messenger RNA from Rhizophagus irregularis DAOM 181602=DAOM 197198, 956 nucleotides. RefSeq lists its product as uncharacterized. NCBI's taxonomy places the organism in Eukaryota, Fungi, Glomeromycota, Glomeromycetes, Glomerales, Glomeraceae. The record is from RefSeq and is a predicted model, not a curated record.